AUGGGAAAGCAAGUUGCACUCGUCGUCGGCGCCAGUCGGGGCAUUGGUCGUCAAGUCGCCAUUGACCUUGCGAAAAACGGCUAUGCUGUGGUGAUUGCGGGCAAGACGACAUCAGAUGCCUCCAAAUGCUCUCCGUUUCCUCCGAAUCCCAAUAGCCAGCAAUCGACAAUCAAUACCGUGGCCCGCGAGAUCACCGAAGCAGGUGGCCAAGCUUUACCCGUGCAGGUCGAUGUGCGGCAUUACGAAGAGGUCCAAUCCAUGGUCCAGCAGACCAUCGACAAAUACGGCCGACUUGAUGUCUUGGUCUACAAUAGCGGAGCCAUCUGGUGGGCGAGCGUCGAGAAGACGCCCAUGAAGCGCUUCCAGCUCAUGCAGCGCAUCAAUCCGGAAGGUCUGUACGGCACUGUGCAAGCCUGUCUUCCCCACUUCUACAAGAACGGUGGCAAAGGGAAAGGGCGGAUCGUUGUGAUCAGCCCUCCAAUCUAUAGCAGAUUUUUGAAGGGCAAAACUGCAUACGCAAUGGGAAAGUUCGGCAUGUCGGCUCUAACGAUAGGUCUCGCGGUCGAUUUUCAACGUGAAGAGCGAACGGACAUGGCCAUCACCAGCUUGUGGCCAGCUGCUGCCAUUGAUUCAGCAGCGACGCAAGGCGAGGAAGUCACUCGCUCGGAGCUGCGAAAGCCCACCAUCUUUUCCGAUGCCAUCUUGGCAAUCAUUGACGCCCCAACCAAAGACGUCAGCGGACGCACGGUCCUAGACGAAGACUUUUUGCGGGAACGAGGACAGACGGACUUCUCGCAGUACGACCUCGUCAAAGGUGCAACGGUGCGCAGGAUCAUGCCAGCAAAGCUACCCGACCUCAAUGUUGCGGAGCAAGAUGACGAGGGCAGGCGGGUAGAUAGCACGAAGUUGAGGGCUAGCAAGCUGUGA
Messenger RNA from Neohortaea acidophila, 927 nucleotides. RefSeq names its product short chain dehydrogenase. The record is from RefSeq and is a predicted model, not a curated record. Lineage: Eukaryota; Fungi; Ascomycota; Dothideomycetes; Mycosphaerellales; Teratosphaeriaceae. Bases 1 to 927 code for a protein of 308 amino acids. Gene Ontology annotation, molecular function: oxidoreductase activity. The transcript has 9 exons.